Messenger RNA from Paramuricea clavata, 15594 nucleotides. The record is from the annotation of a GenBank genome assembly. Lineage: Eukaryota; Metazoa; Cnidaria; Anthozoa; Malacalcyonacea; Plexauridae.
GUUGUAGUGAAGUUCGCAGACAAAGACAUCCCAGGAAGUCCGUUCGCAGCCGAGAUCUUCCCGAAGGGCACCGAUCUAGGCGACGUGAAACGAGAACGCCCGGUCGUAGGCAAACCAUGUGAUGUCAAACUCGAUAUCCCGGAUGUUGAUGUUGAACGUGACUUUGAUGACCUCACGGGCACACUGAGGAGGCCUGGAAGCAACAAGGAAGAACCAGUUGAGUUGAGCAAGAAUCCUGAUGGAACCGUCGGUGUCACGUUUACCCCCUACGAACCAGGUGUGUACCUGUUUGUCCAUACUUAGACAGUAUAAUUGCACUUUACGAAUCACGAAGAACUCACUGUUGAGUUUUAACUUAACUUUGAGCUUAAAAGCAUGGUUAGAUCAUACAGAGGUAGUACAUAAUCUUGAAUGUGGGCUGCCUUAAAGUGAUCUGAUGUUGUACAGAACUCACUGCUGAGUUAAACAUGGUUAAAAACCUGCAGCAGACUUGUAACAAUGUUAUUCCAACAGCUUGUCGACAGGAUGUGUUCGCACUGCUUAUUCCCAGCUUGUCGUCCUGCAAUUCAACAAUUUGUCAAUAAGUUGUGACUGACAACCUUGUAGCAACUUGAUAAAAUAACAACAUUGUUACAACUUGUUGACAAGCUUGCUGCAAGCCUUUUGCGAACAUAUCUUAUUGACAAGUUGUGAGAUUUUUACGAGUGACAGAACAAGGUCUAUUCUCGUAAAUAUUCUUGUAAAUUCUCAUGUCCAUUCCAAUUAUAUUUCCAGGUGAACAUUUAAUCAGCAUCAAGAAAAGAGGCAAACAUGUUCAAAACAGUCCAUUCAGCGUUAUGGUCCAGGCCCCACGUCUUGGCGACCUGUUCUCGUCUGGCCACCCUGCUGAAGUAGACCUCAGCAACGUCAAAGGCUUGAACCCGGAGGACUUCGACAAACUCACGGCGACACUACGCCGACCAAAAAGCAAAGUUGACGAGAGUGUUCGACUUAUUAAAUACCCUGACGAUGCUAUAGGCGUUUCAUUCGUGCCCCGAGAACCAGGAGAACAUUUCUUGACAGUAAAGAAGGAUGGUCAUCCUAUCCCAGGCAGUCCUUUCUCGAUCUUAGUUGAAUCUGAAGAACCAGUAAAUGCCGUCAGUGCUCCAGUAGAUGCUGUCCUUGACCUGCCCGGCCUGAACAUGCCCGAUGAUUUCAGGAAACUCAAAGGUAUUUCCAGCUCUUACCUUGUACUUUGAUUCAGCCAGUGUUAUAAGUUGCACCCGUAUGACAUCUCAGUGAAUAUAUUGCAGUCGAAAAAUCGUCUCGUGUUACACACGUAAAAACGCACAAGUUGUUACAAAUCUGUCCACAAGCUGUCGACGAGUUGUGUUCGCACUGCUUGUACACAAGGUUGUAACAAUAUUGUUAUAUCAUGACUGUAUCAGACUUGUUGGAACAACCUUGCUACAAGUGAUAUUAACGAGAUUCUUAUAUAAUACAAGCUGUUAACGACUUGUAACAAGCUUGAUGCCAUUAUCAGACUUGUUACAAGUUUAUUCUAACAAGUCUGAUACAACAAGAAUAACAUGAUAUAACAAGAAUAUUACAAGGUUGACGACACAAGGUUGUCACAAUAUUGUUAUAUCAUGAUUGUAUCGAACUUGUUGGGACAACCUUGCUACAAGUCUGAUAAUAUCAACAAGCUUGUUACAAGCUGUUAGCAACUUGUUCCAUACUCGUUGACAACUUGGGACAAGCAGUGCGAACACAACCUGUUGACGGCUUCAUGGCAGACUUGCUACAAGAUGUGAGAUUUUUACGCGUGUAGGUAUUAACUCAUAAUUUCAUUCCUAACGUGUCAUGUUCUUGUUAAUUCCAGGUACCCUCAAACGUCCUUCCUCAAACGAAGAAGAACCCUUACAGCUCGUGCUCAACUCGGAUAAUUCCCUAUCAGUGUCAUUCAUCCCUCACGAAACUGGCAAACAUUUAGUUGGUGUGAAGAAAUUCAACCGCCAUGUCAACGGUAGCCCAAUCCCUGUGAUGGUGACAUCCCCUGAACCUGUGAACCGUUCUGGAGUGCCCUGUGGAGUGGGACUCGAGGACAUCCCCGUUGAAGACCUACCAAAGCUUGAAGCCGGACUCCAACGUCCCGGAUCCAAUGUCGAAGAACCAAUAAGAAUCAAGCAAAACUCCGACAAUACGCUAUCCGCGUCCUUCGUACCUCAUGAGGAAGGCCCACACAAGCUUCAUGUACGCAAGGACAAGAAGCCCUUGCCACAGAGCCCGUACAUUGUGGAUGUCCUGGGUAAAGACAAGGUCGAAGAGGUUCAUCCCGUUGGACGAACGUGCGAUGUCGGAUUGGAUAUUCCUGGCUUGGUUCUUCCCGAAGAUUUUGAUAAACUUGAAGCGACGAUCCAGAGGCCGAAUAGCGACAAAGAGGAACCAUUGAAUCUUGAAUUAUAUCCCGAUAAUACUCUUGGUAAGUCAAAAUUGUUACUUGCCCACGUCAAAACGCACAAGUUUUUACAGACCUGCAAACAAGUUGUUAUAAAUCUGUUCACAAGCUGUCGGCAAGUUGUGUUCACACUGCUUGUUCCCAGUUGUUGUAACAAGUUUGAAACAAGCUCUUAACAACUUGGAACAAGCUUGAUGGCAUUAUCAGACUUGUUACAAGGUUGUUCUAACAAGUCUGAUACAGUCAUGAUAUAACAAGAAUGUUACAAGUUUGACGACACAAGCUUGUAACAAUGUUAUUAUAUCAUGACUGUGUCGGACUUGUUGGAAUAACCUUGCAACAAGUCUGAUAAUAUCAACGAGGUUGUUACAAUUGUCAUAAGUUGUUCCAUACUUGUUGACAAAUUGGGACAAGCAGUGCGAACACAAAUUAUUAACAGCUCGUUGACAGACUUGUUACAAGAUGUGAGAUUUUCUGAAUCCUACCAAAAUUUGUUUCUUAAAUAAUUUGUAACUUUUCAGGCAUUUCCUUCGUGCCGUUGGAACCAGGCGAGCAUCUGCUCCGUGUGAAGAAAUCUGGUGAGGACGUUCCCGGCAGUCCUUUCGCCGUCAUGGUGGAAGCCGCUGAAGCACCGAACGCGGUCGGCAGACCAUGUGACCUCCAGCUUGACAUUCCCGAACUAAACCUGCCCGACGACCUACCGAAAUUGAAGUCCACAUUACGACGACCUGGUUCAGAUGUAGAGGAGCCAAUCAAAUUGAAAGUUUUGUCUGAUAACACCCUCAGCGCUUCGUUCGUUCCCAAAUCUCCUGGUGAACACUUGAUCACGGUGAAGAAGAACAACCGUCACGUGACCGGAAGUCCAUUCCCUGUCAUGGUAACCGCUUCCGAGCCUGCAAACAGGUACAUAUAAAAAUUACUGAUCUUGUGGAUAGCACAUCCUUUUGAAUUUAUGUAUGACAAAAAUCGGCUUGAUUUGUGCAUGGCAGAUAUGUAAUAAUAAGAUUAGAAUCUUUUGUAUGUUACGUAACACGCGCUCAAAACUAACGAAUAUACUUUUCAACUUGGUUACGACUAUAUUCAAUUUUUUAAAUUUUUGAUACGUUUCUUAAGCGACAAACAAACUCAAAAAGUAUGUUUAGUGCUUUAUCGAUAAAAUAGUACUAAAAUGAAGAGAUUUUAGAUGGCACGCCAAAGAGAAAACGAUGUCUGAAGUUCAGUAAGUUUUGCUUAUAUUGCUGUAUAAAUUUGGCGUCCGUUUUACAGCAUCAAUGAUAAUUGCAUUUAAAUUGACGAUAUGUUUUUAACUAUUAUUUUGUGUUUCUCAACCGCCAGAUACAUUUAAGGUUACAGAACACCUUUGAGUGUUAAUUUUGCCUAAAAUUUUUCUAUUGGUUCCAUGAAAGCAUUAGACUAGUUCUACUAUGUGACAAUGUUUGGACGAAAAAUGUUGAAAACUCGCAGAGUUAUUUAAUAAAAUACAUUUCGCGUGCAAUAAGAAAAACAUUGAAAAUGUAAUAUUCAAAUUCAAUUUUCUCGCGAAGAAUUUUACGGCAAUUACUGAUUUUUAAACGAGUUGUGCUCCUGCGGGUUUUAAUUCUUACAUUAUUUUAUUGUUUGUCAAUUUUACAACUUUAUCAUAUUUUGCAUGCACUGGCUAACAUUUGGUGAAAAUUUGAUGAAAAUCGGACUGAUUUUGAGCGCGCAGUAGCGAUUUUCCACAAAACGCCAAAAAGGGCGUCCUGUAACCUUAAAAAGGUUGCUAACUGUGUAAGCUACAAAAUAAAGCUAAAACAAAGUAAUUUUGAGAGGAACGCCAAAAAGAUUUCAUGUUUUGAAAACUUUUCAUUGCAAAUACACGACAUAGAAAAAAUGCCUCAUAAUAAUUCACUUUUAUAAUUCUCAACAGAGUUGGCCAGCCUGUCGGUGUUGGGCUUGAAGAAAUCCCCGUCGAAGAUCUACCCCGACUCGAGGCAGGAAUACAGAGACCUGGAUCCGAAGUUGAAGAGCCAGUCAGAAUCAAGCAAAAUUCCGACGAUACCUUGUCAGCGCAGUUUAUUCCACACGAGGAAGGAGUUCAUAAACUUCAUGUGAGAAAGGACCAUAAGCCUCUGCCGGAGAGUCCGUAUUUGAUCAAUGUUCUUGGAAAAGAUGUUGUGGAAGAGGUAAUGUUUUAGUAGGUUUGUUCAGAGGAAUGGGUGACAGAUGUGGUUAGAGCGCUGUCUCUUACUGCUGAGUCAAGCUCUGCUACUGUAGGUAGAGGGUAGGGUAUUACUUUAGGAAAGCAAGCUAAGGAUGACAAAUGUGGUUAGAGCGCUGUCUCUUACUAACUAAGCCUGCCGGUUAAGCUUACUAGUUCCUUCGAUAUAGCAUUGGACUAGUAUUCCAAAGGUCGUGGGUUCGAUUCCCACCGUGGUCAGGCAAACUUUUCAGCUUGCCCGGUGUGGAUGCACACUCAGAGUAACACCACAGACAUACUACAUAUACCGUCGACUGCUGCUUUGAACACACCAAUACAACCAUCAUAACUGUUACACAACCGUUGUAGGUGCACCCAGUUGGAAGAACAUGUGACGUAGGUCUGGAUAUACCUGGUGUGGUAUUACCAGAUGAUUUCAAGAAACUGUCAGGAACAUUGCAGAGACCACGAAGCAAGAAAGAAGAACCUGUGAGUCUGGAACUGAACCCCGACAACACCUUAGGUAUGUUGUGGAAUAUUUUGUGUGAUUGUUCCGAAAAGAUUUUGCCGUCAUUUCCAAAUUUUAAAUGUAUUGAAACUUUGUCCAUACCACUUCGUACACACGUAAAACUUCUCAUCUUGUCAACAAGAUAUGUCUGUAACAAACUCGACGAAAAAUGUUAUCAAGUUGCUACAAGAUUGUUGCUCACAACUUGUUGUCAGGGGUGAUAAAAAAUUGUUGCAACAACUUUGUAACACUUGUGUUAUGAGCCUUGAAACAAGUCUGCCGGAACCUGGUAACUACCUGUUAACAUGCUGGGAUGAAUAAGAACACAGCUUGAUAUCAGCUUGUUCAAAAAGGUUGCAGGCUCGUUUUACGUGUGUACUGUGGAAGGUUUGGAGAAAACCAACGGUCCCAAAAUUCUAAUAAUUUACCAACGUUGAUUAACUAACAAUGAUGAUUUACUAACAUAAAAACAUUGAUUUACUAAAACCAUUGAUUUACUAACAAAAACAUUGAUUCACUAACAAAAACAUUGAUUCACUAACAAAAACAUUGAUUUACUAACAAAAACAUUGAUUUACUAAAAAAUAUUGAUUUACUAACAAAAACAUUGAUCACUAACAAAACAACAGCAACAAUUCAUUAUUUUGUCAUGAAACUAACAUUGCUUACAAAAACAUUUUACAUAACACAACAAAUGCUCAUUUAUACAUAUUUUGUCACAUGCGCGCUCACUUUUACACAAUUAUUUGUAGUACACUUGUUCAAGCGUUCUCAUUUCGAUACAUGCAUUCUUAUUUUCUAUCGUGUUGUAAGCAAUCUCAAACGUGCGUGCAUAUUUGCAAACGUGCGUACCUAUUUUCAAACGUUCGUACAUAUUUUCAAACGUUCGGACAUAUUUUCAAACGUUCGUACAUAUUUUCAAACGUUCGUACAUAUUUUCAAACGUCCGUACAUUCGAAUGAACGUGCGCGCUUAUUUCACAAGUUCACAUCGCGCGCAAAGCAUUGCAAACCACAUUGUAGAAACCAAUUCGAAUUCGCGCAGAUUCACUCAAAUCGAAGAUUCACAACAUUAGUUACUGAUUAUUCUUGCAUAUUCUUUACUAAUAAUACAGUUUGCAGAUCAUAUACGCAGCCAUUUCAAAGUGCUACUAAAUUUACCGUAACACGCGAUCUCGUCUAAUUAAUCAAGCUUACAUGUUGAUUUUUAAAAGGUAAUGUGUUCUAAUGGAGAUCUGCUAAUUAUUGUCAAUGAUCUCAAUGAUUUAUGUUCAUUUGUAAUGUAAUUUUGUUAAUUAUAAACAAAUAUGUUGUAUUCUAUAUUUGAUUUUACUAAUGUGUACUAAUGCUUAUAAUUUUGUAAUAAUCUUUUUGUGAUUUGCUAACGCAAAAAAAUGUUGUAAAUUUUAAUCACUUGUUAAGGAAUAUUGUAUAAUGAUUGUAAUGUACUAAUUUAUACUAACACUGUAAUUUUCUUGAUAUUUAAUAAUUUCAAUGUACAAAUCAUACAUCAAUUUGAUUAACUAAUUUGUAAUUAAUACUAAUGAAUCCUAAUAUGGUAUUAAUCUGGAAUUUACCAAUGUAAUUGAAUCUAAUGAAUGAGAAAUAAUCAUCAAUAUACCCACAGUAUCCCGAAGUUCCUACCCCAUCUUUGUUAUCCAUUGUUAACCAUUGGCCAUUAUAUGCAUUCAGACCAUCGUACAUACCAAUGUGUACCUUGUAUACCCCUUACUAACCUUAUAUACCCUCAAUUAUCCCCAUAUCAGGCGUGACAUUUGUACCCAAAGAGCCCGGUACCCAUUGGGUACGCGUCCGUAAAUCUGGAGAGGAAGUCCCCGAAAGUCCCUUCCCGGUCAAGAUUGAGCCUGCGGAACCAGAGUAUGCGGUUGGCGCUCCUUGUGAUGUGCCAAUUGAUGUAGAAAAUUUGAAACCCGAAGACCUGCCGAAACUAACGGCGACCCUGAAGAGACCUGGAUCCAACGAGGAAGAACCCGUCCAACCAAAGAUCACAUCCGAUGGAAACCUCAGUGUAUCGUUCAUUCCUAAAUCCCCAGGCGAACACUUGAUCACGGUCAAGAAACGUGGCCGUCCCGUACCCGGCAGUCCAUUCUCUGUCAUGGUCACGGCUCCCGAGCCAACCAACGAGGUCGGUAGACCGUCCAAUUGUCCACUUGAGAAUAUUCCGGCGAAAGAUCUUCCAAAACUUGACGCAGGGUUGCUUCGACCUGGUUCCACAGUUGAGGAACCUGUGACCAUCAAAAAGACAUCCGAUGAUAAUCUUUAUGCGCUUUUCAUUCCACACGAAGAAGGACCACACAAAAUCAAUGUUCGCAAAGAUGGCAAACCUGUUCCAGACAGUCCGUAUGCCGUGGACGUCGUUCCUAAAAAGGAACAGAAGCCUGUGGAAGAAGUGUACCCGGUUGGCCGACCUUGCGAUGUUGGCCUGGACGUUCCAAGUGUGAACCUACCAGAUGACUUCAAGAAAUUAACUGGAACAUUACAGAGACCGAACAGCAAGAAGGAAGAACCUGUGAACUUGGAGCUCAAUCCUGAUAACACAUUGGGUAAGAUUUUGAGAGUGUAUGUAAGUUGAAGGUAGUUGGUGAAGUUCUAAAUCACACACACGUAGAGGUCCAGUUUAGCUUGUAGGAUUUUUCAUUUUUCAGAAGAUUAGUGGGAAGCGUUUCUUAUAACCUCCUGACGAAAGGGCUUUGCCUGAAAUGUCGAAAUGUUUUUUUUAAUUGUUUUUAGAUAGUUCAGACACACACAGACCUUAGGGUUUUGUCGAUGGUAUGGAGGGAUGAUUUUGUCGUAUUGAAAUAGGUCACGGUGCAUGAUUUAGCAAAAUUUCGUGUACUUUUAUAAUGCAAAUUUCAAAGUCAUUGUGUAUUGUCUAUUGAGUUUCUAUUGCCCAAUUGAUGGGGGAUCCGAGGUACCUACGAAUUUAACGUCCUUAUCUGAGAAGACGCGAAAGUCUAACCAUUUAUUGAUGUCAAUGUAAAGGUAGCACUUUCUUCUCAAUUAUUUUAAGACCUUGAGUAGAGGUCCAACCAAGAAGUGAACCCGGGUCGCCCAGCUGGGUGGUGAAACGCAAAGUAUUCAAGGUGGUGAAAAGCAAAGCAUUGAAAGCAAAAGGCAGUUUAAAAAAACCUGCUUGUAAUUUUGUCAAAGUUAUCAUGGAUCUGAUCGACAUCAUUUUAACGCUAUUAAUGGUUGUUUAACUUUUCACAUAUGACUUAUUUCAAUGCAUCAAAAUCAUCCACUCCAAUCAAUCAUCUGGCAUUAGAAAGAAGAGUUGAGAUAGUAAAGUUUUUAUCAGAGUUUAGUUAUUAAUGGGAAAGGGUUGGCACACAUCCAAAACUAGUCUUAUGGAAAUGAAUCGGCUGAAACUUGUUUAUGCCCGUUGUCGCCCACACAUCUCCCAUAUACAGCUGAAACGCUAGUAACUUUCCUUGUAUGGUAACAAGGCACGUGAGUUCUCCGCAAAUGUAGGCCUGUUUCAAACGUCACGCUUCUCAUGUGCCGAACGCAUUAAAAACAAUAGAUAAUCACUGAAAUGCCUCGUUAUCUAAUGUUUCAAAUGCGUUCGUCACAUGAGAAGCGCGACGUUUGAAACAGGCCUAAGUUUGUUGACAACGGGUUUAAGUCUAGGGUUCUAUGUUAUUCUAGUAAAUGCACCGUAUUUGCACCGUAGUGAUGUAAGAGAUAUAGCUAUGUUUUAAUCGCACAAAAUUUACUAAAAUAAAUGCAAUGUUCAGGAUACUGUUCACGACAAACAGAACUGAACUGCAGAUAAAGUUAAAUCAAUCUGCUAGGGCGCACAUUAUUCAGAUAAAAUCCACGAAGUGCGCGUGCUAUCGCAUAAAACUGUAAUUGUAAAGCCUCGAGAAUGUCACCAAAACCAAAUCAAAUUUCUAAAGAAGAAAUCAAGUGAUGCACUUAAAUCGUAUCUCGCUAUUCUCGCAUAUUUGCGACCUCUCUACCAUGCGUUCGCUGGCUGGCAGGUAAACCAGCGUGAAGUAGCUGUUAUAUUCGCACCAAUAUUUAAUCAUACUUGCACCAUUUCACGUGGUACGGUUAUACCAUUAUACUUGCACCAAUGCAUCAUUGCUAUACGCAUGGCGAUACUACCAUUACUAUACCAUCGCUGCUUAAAAUGUACUUGCACAAUUUUAUCAUCGUAUACGUGCGAAAAUGUAUCAUUCCUUGAUACAUGCGUUUAUGGUUUCACGUACGAGAUAUGCACCAUGUAUAUACGGUCGGAAAUGUACGUACGGUUUAAACAGGGUGUUAGCUAGCCCAUAUAAUGCCUGUUUGACGGACUCUUCCCAAUUGAAGUCGCUAAGGGGCUUUCCCAACUGGGUGAAGAUUUUCAUUUUUUCUGAUGAGAAAGUGCAUUGCGUUUGAUUUUAUAUUGUAUCAAAGAACGUUUUAUUUACUUUUUCCCAUUAACUAUUUUCUCAAAAUGUAUCGCGUUUCAUUCAUAUUGGAUGUGUAUUCACUGAAAUGAAAUGUACAAAACAAAGUGUAAUCGGUGUGCAUCCGUGUUGAUGCAUUCACCGGAUAUGAAUAUACAAAAUGAAAUGCAAUCGGGUGCAUUUUUCAGUGUUCAUUCACCGGAAAUGAAAUGUACAAAACCAAGCUACCGUUGUUUGGAAAACAACUCUAUUUAUUCCUACACAAGGACGUUGAUCGGUCAAAAAAACUUUCCCAAUUUACCGGACAAAACUUUUUUUCUGGCUAACACCCUGGGUUAUAUUUGCACAAAUAUACUACUAUGGUCCAAAGUUAAAAACAUGCAGCAACGCUUCUUUCAAGGCCUUCGUCGGUAACAGCACAAUUGAGUGCAGACGAAGCUACCCUGUUUUAAAUAGAAGUUUCGUUCGUGCAUUUUAUAUCAUUAUGGUAUGCCACUAAACUUUCACCCAUAUUUCAUUGUCCAUGGGCGAGCAUAUAGAACACCAUUAAACUUGCACCUAUAAUCACUGUUAUAUAUUUUAAUUCAGUAUAUGUGCAUACCAUCACAUUUGAUCCAGAUUAUCAUGAUUGUUAAGACUGAUUUUCACUAUCAAAGUUUCUGUGAGUAGGAAUUUUGCAUGGGUAAAUUCUAAGUUUUGAAGGAUUUGUAAGAAAUGUUUGAGCUAGGGAACUGAAUCAGUGUUUAACACCGAUUCAGUUUCCUCAAACAUUUCUUACAAAUCCUUCAAAACUUAGAAUUCAUCUAUGCAAAAUUCCUACCCACAGAAACUUUGAUAGUGCAAACCAGGCUGUAUGGUAGGCUAUAUCACUAGAAUGUCGUCCAUGUCUCUGUGGCGUGCGCCAAUCUAUAAGCGGUGUAUUCAAACCGUCAUGCUUGUGCAUCAAAUCACUGGUAUAUAUUUCGCCACUGUACUUGAAUGUUCGUAUAAUAUACGUGACCAGUUCAUCGUUGUUGCGGUAUUGUUAACGAGCACCAAUGUAUCAAUUUACUAUACUUGCACCAAAUAAUGUUUAUCGUUUUGACGUACGUUCCGUUACAAUCGCGCCAUCCUGCUACUGUAUGUAAGCUGUGUACCAUUAUAUAUGCACCAAUAGACAAUUCCCAUUAUAGACUAAUUUUAAAACUAGGCAAGGAGAUGCAAAUAAAUCACCACAGCUAGAAAGAGCAUACUAAAAUGAGUAAAAUAUAGCCUUGCAAAUUUUGUAUUUUGUAUUGCGUGCGGAAAUUGCUACCAUUUUCUGCGCAAAUGUGGUAGCAAUUUCCGCACGCAACACAAAAUUUGCGAACUUUGCAAGACUAUAUUUUCCGCAUUUACAACAUUUCGCAACCAAACUUUGCAAUUUUACUAAUUUUAGUAUGCUCUUUCCAGGAAUAUACUAUUUUUUGACAAGAUAAAAAUAGUCUAUGGUGGGAAUUGCCUAUUCACCGUGUCUGCCUAGAUAUGCUAUGAUCUUGCACCAUUAUUGCACAGCUAACCAUUCUUUGGCUCUUUUUUAUACAAAAUUAUAUUCGCACCAAUAUACUUGCACUGUACGUGUUCGGAAUACAUACCACUGCACUCGUGCAGAAUAUAUCGGAAUGCUGGUAUAAAAUUCACCAUUAUACACGCACCAUAUAAACACCAUACUUGUGUGAAAUACUGAUGAACGCUCACCUUUAUACUUGCACCAAUUCUAUCCAAUAUACGUGCACAAUAUAUCACAAUUAUACAUGCACUGUUCUUAAAAUGGGUGCCAGGGUUUCACUAAGAACUAUCGUGCAGGAAGUACUGAUGAACAGUCGCCAUUAUACUUGCACCAAUAUAAUCCAAUAUACGUGCACAAAUAUAUCACUAUAUUAUUAAGGUCCAUUUCCCUUGGGAACAUUUUCCGCAGAAAGAAAAUUUUGUAAAAAAUGUUAUUGGCCGACAUAAAUUUUCCGUUGGAAAAGAAAACUUUGAAGUUAAAAAUUUUCAGCUUUUUACAACGAUAUUUUUGGAAAAUUUUCUGUCUGUGGAAAAUGUUCUUGAAGAGGAAAUGGUCCUUCAUACAUCCCCCUGUUCUUAUCCAGUCAGUGGGUUCCACUAAGCACUAUCGUGCAGUAGAUCGUGGUCAGUUAACCUGCAGUUAUCAGAGUGAGAAAGUAAUGUUAACAAAGAUAAAGUUUAAUUAAUUGUUUCUAUACCUACAAGUUGACUACAAUCGGCUGCACGAUGAAGCUUACUAAAAUCAACCAAUAGAGCGUUUGCACAUGACGUCACAGCCGCCAUGUUGGUGUUCCAAUUCAAAAUAAUUUUAAUUAGACUCUUGUCAGGAACAUCAACAUGGCCGCCAUGGCUUUUGUUGAGUUGGUCCCUGGGGAAUGAGUGCAAACCCUCUAUAGACAAAUUUCGUUGUUUACAUCGUUACUACCUAAUUCACAACACACAGGCCUAUUUACUAUUAUUCUAGUCUACAGAAGCAUAAAAUAGAACAAAAGUAACUAAGCAUUAGAGUUAUGUAUAAGAGUUGCUCACUCAUGUAGAUAAUUCUAGGGCUUAGUUACCUUCGUUCUAUUCUGUGCUUCUGCAUACUAGAACAUUAGUUGACUAGGCAUGUGAGUUCCCUGUUGUGAAAUGUGUAUAAACAAACAUUAGCAAGAUUUUUCUAUUACUAUCAAAUUUGUAAGAAAUACACUACUGUAUAAAGUUGUCCCAAUUCACCAGUAUUUGUACGUACCUAAUUUACCCUACUUACCACCUUACUGCUACCAUACUAAGAUCCCCUUUAUCAAUUUCUAUCCAUAGGUGUCUCCUUCGUUCCCAAGGAACCUGGUGAGCAUCUGAUCCGUGUGAAGAAAUCUGGUAAGGAGGUCCCGGAGAGUCCAUUCUCCGUCAUGGUAGAGCCCGCGCAACCCAAGUAUGCGGUUGGCGCACCUUGUGAUGUGCCAAUUGAUACAGGUGACAUUAAACCGGAGGAUCUGCCUAAACUAACAGCCACUCUAAAGAGACCUGGUUCCAAUGUGGAAGAGCCUGUCGAACCGAAGAUACUAUCAGACGGUAGCCUGAGUGUAUCUUUCGUUCCCAAAUCCCCUGGCGAACACUUGAUCACGGUCAAGAAACGUGGCCGUCCAAUACCCGGCAGUCCAUUCUCUGUCAUGAUCACGGCUCCCGAGCCAACCAACGAGGUAGAUAGACCGUCCAACCUUCCACUUGAAAAUAUUCCGGCGAAAGAUCUUCCAAAACUUGACGCAGGUUUGCUUCGACCUGGAUCUACAGUCGAGGAACCUGUGACCAUCAAAAAGACAUCGGAUGAUAAUCUUUAUGCGCCUUUCAUUCCUCAUGAAGAAGGACCACACAAAAUCAAUGUGCGCAAAGAUGGCAAACCUGUCCCUGACAGUCCCUAUAGUGUCGACGUCGUUCCCAAAGUUGAGGAACAACCUGUAGAAGAGGUGUAUCCGAUGAACAGACCGUGCGAUGUCGGUAUGGACAUUCCUAGUGUGAACCUCCCAGAUGACUUCAAGAAACUAACAGGAACCCUUGAAAGACCCGGAAGCAAGAAGGAAGAACCUGUCACCUUGGAACUCAAUCCUGAUAAUACACUUGGUAGGUAGACUCUUGUUUUCGUGUUUUAUAUGUAGGUAUCGCUGUCAUCUUGGUUAUCAUAAUUUUGCACACGAUCGUCAUCAUUUGUAUCAUGAUCACGGCAAACAUAAUUAUUUUGAUCAUCGUUAUCAUUCGGAUCAUGAUGACGAUACAUGUCAUUAGAGAGUUUAAGCUUCGCGUUAUACGCCAAACGGAAAACGCCAAGCAAAGAAAAAUUUUACGGUAUCAGGCAAUAAAGAGUAAAUAAACUUGCUGUUUUAAAACUGAAAUACAUCAUUAUUCUUUCGACGCAAGAAAGAAAAUAUGAAACGAAAACGUUCAAGGAAAAUUUUGCCAAGAAAGUUCGAACCUGCCGUUUACCGUUCCCGGAAACGUGAAGCUUCAACUCCCCAUUAUCAUCGCUAUCACAUCAACUUCAUGAUUAUUAUCAUCAUCAUCAUUCGCCAUUAUCAUGAUCGUCAUUACCCUCAUCACCCCAUUAUUAUCAUUGUUCUUAUAAUCGUCAUCAAUUAAAUCACCAUUGGGAUUAUUAUAAUUACCUUUAUUAUCAUCUUUGUGAUCAUCGUCGUCAUCGCAAAAAAUUACCCGAGCAUCGGCACGAGUAGAAUAACUGUUUUAUUAUAUAGACAGACUCUUCAGUAUCACAAUAUUUUGACAGUUUGGCAAUCCACACAACGUAGCCUCAGUACUUCGAAAAUUGCUAAAACUUGAAAUCUUUUAUAUAUUUAAUAUUUGUUAGACAAAACAAGUGCUUGUUGACUUUACUUUUGUAUAAAGAGUUUUUGAUUUUAAAGCGGUUUUGUCAAAAAUUAUAUUCUAAUUUAUGUUCAUGUUUUUAUCUUCGCUCUUUCGGCGUUAUUUUUUUCAAAAAUAUAUUUUUUAACCUGUUUAAAUAUAAAAAAUGUAUUUGCUAACCUGUAAACAGUUGCCGGGAGUUUUUUCAUUGUGUUUUUAUUGCCGUUAAGGCUAUAACAGGGAAUAACUUGCUGUUUUCUCGUUCGCAAACCUCUGGUAAUUCUUGCGCUGCCAUCUUGUUUUCUCCACUAGCAGAUAUGAGCUAUUACCAUUUUUGCACAAGUGAAUAUAACAAAUCCUACAAGUUGAUUGGUCAAAUUUGACGUAUUAAGCUGUUACAUUAACUUAUAGGUGAAUAUAACAAAACCGAAAUUUUCAAAAUGGUGGCUAGCCGUUUUGUGGAAGUUACCGAUAAAGAAAUAAGCGGAAUUAAAAUAAAUUCAGUCCCAAAAAAAAAACACAAAAGACUUGUGUAAAAAUACUAAAAAAAUUAUUCACCUCAGGCUCGGUGAUUAUCGGGGAAUAUUCACCUCGACUUCGUCUCGGCGAAUAUACCCCGAUGUUCACCUCGCCUUCGGCGAAUAAUUGUUAAAUAUUCUGCUAGUAGAGAGCCAAUCAGAUUACAGAAUAGCUUAUAUCCGGUAGCUGUUUAUAUAAUAAUCAUUAUUACCACGCCGAUAUCUCCUGACAUUUGUGUUGUAACAAAGCUGAGUCUUCAUGACGUUAUUUCUUCCAAACUUGUUCCAGUAUAUAAAGUUGGUUUAUAUUACCUUACGUAUAUUACCUUACGUUAAGUCUUACUCUUUGCUUUCUUACUUUUCCCAGGCGUCACCUUUGUACCCAAAGGUCCAGGCGAGCAUUUGAUCCAUAUCAAGAAGUCUGGAAAGGAGAUACCAGAAAGUCCCAUAUCUGUCAUGAUCGAACCCGCUGAACCAGAGAACGCAGUCGGCAGUCCUUGCGAUGUUCCUUUGGACAUCCCAGACCUAAACCUCCCAGAGGAUCUACCUAAACUAACGGCCACACUGAAGAGACCUGGAUCGAAUGUGGAAGAACCUGUAGAGCCUAAGGUAACAUCAGAUGGAAACCUCAGUGUAUCAUUCGUUCCCAAAUCCCCUGGCGAACACUUGAUCACGAUCAAGAAACGUAACCGCCCGGUACCUGGUAGUCCCUUCUCCGUCAUGAUCACGGCUCCCGAGCCCAAAUGCGAGAUCGGUAAACCUAGCAACGUUCCACUUGAAAAUAUUCCAGCGAAAGAUCUUCCAAAACUUGACGCAGGAUUACUCCGACCAGGAUCCACAGUUGAGGAACCUGUGCCUAUCAAAAAGACAUCAGAUGAUAAUAUUUAUAUACCUUUCAUUCCGCAUGAAGAAGGACCACAUAAAAUCAAUGUGCGCAAAGAUGGCAAACCUGUUCCAGACAGCCCCUACAUUGUUGACGUGCUUCCCAAAGUUGAGGAACAACCUGUAGAAGAGGUGUACCCGAUGAACAGACCGUGCGAUGUCGGUAUGGACAUUCCUAGUGUGAACCUCCCAGAUGACUUCAAGAAACUAACAGGAACCCUUGAAAGACCUGGAAGCAAGAAGGAAGAACCUGUAACCUUGGAACUCAAUCCUGAUAAUACACUUGGUAGGUAG